Messenger RNA from Diprion similis, 3224 nucleotides. Its product is annotated as cytochrome P450 4C1-like. NCBI's taxonomy places the organism in Eukaryota, Metazoa, Arthropoda, Insecta, Hymenoptera, Diprionidae. The coding region runs from base 516 to 2054 and encodes 512 amino acids. Gene Ontology annotation, molecular function: iron ion binding; heme binding; monooxygenase activity. The transcript has 12 exons. The record is from RefSeq and is a predicted model, not a curated record.
UUGUAGCCAUGUGUACGUGACUAGAGACAUCGUGAUCCUUCAAAAAGUCGGAUAUUAAUAACCUGCUCUUUGUAAAUAGCUAAAUUUGCUCGGUCCGUAAAGGUAGGAGUACUACAUGACCUUAGUUUGAGUUAGGAUCUACGGCGCAUGCGCAGCUCUCGAGGGGAUACAGCGGAGUGGGGUUCGUUGCGAUAGCCUAAAGUUCUGUUACGCGACUGACAGCAAUCCAAAAUACGAUUCUCGCUAAAUCUCUUGGUACGGACCAAAAAGUGAGUGCAUGAGCCUCUUGCUUAUGAUACGUAAGCAAUAUUUGAAUAGUAAGAGCGGCUGGCGAGUGCGAGAAGAUAACUAGUGAAACAUCCAUGAGUAUUCCGUGUGGAUGAAGAUGAAGAUUUAGAUUUAGUAAGCGCUGUUCGGAAAUUGAGUAACGAGUUGUAAUUUAUGACAAGGAUUCAGUGUUAAAGAUCGCAGAACUUGUGAAUAUAAUUGACGCACGCUGCAUAUAAUAUUGCGAAAUGCUUAGUGAAAUCCUUUCCGUAAUUGGUACUACUUUUUUAAGUGGAUUAAUUCUCCUGGUAAUAUAUCACCUCAGGCGAUUGGAUCUGUACAAAAAAGCUUCAAAAUUCUGCGGCCCACCAACGUCGCCGUUUGUGGGAAAUGUUUUUCAAUUCUUGGGAAAUACCGAAGAUAUCUUCAACGAGGUCACCGAACUAUCACGUUUGUAUCCUUCACCUUAUCGCGUCUGGCUUGGGCCUCUGUUGUUGAUUUUCUUAUCUCGACCAGAGGAUGUCAAGACAGUUUUGAAGAGCGAGAAGGCGAUCGAGAAGGCCAAAGUAUACGAAUUUUUUCAACCAUGGUUGGGAAAAGGCUUGUUUACGGCGCCCGCGGAAAUAUGGCGUGUACACCGAAAGCUGAUCGGACCGACAUUUAAUUUAAAAAUUUUGGAAUCUUUUGUGGCUGUAUUUGCGGCCCAAUCGAACGUGAUGGUGAAGAAAAUGGAGGCUGAAUUGAACGGGGCGGAAUUUCCUGUUUUUGAUUACUUGUCGAAGUGCACUCUGGAUAUAAUAUGCGAAACCGUUAUGGGCGUGAGUAUGAAAGCCCAAAUUGAAAACGAAUGCAGCUAUGUGGAAGCGGCAGAAAAGACAUUCGCAAUUGUUUGCCAGCGAACAUUUAAAGUUUGGCUGCACCCGUCAGCAAUCUUCAAUCGUACUCAACUUGGAAGGGAACAAAAUAAACACAUAAAAACUAUGCAUAAUUUUACCAACAAUGUGAUUCGAAGAAAGAAGAAAGCUUUGCUCGAUCGAAAUACAGAAAAGGCUGCAGUCGGUGGGGAAGAUAACGAGGGUGGUUUACCUUCUCAAAGAAAGGCCUUUUUGGAUCUGCUGAUGGAGGGGACACACGAUAAAAUGAAAUUAUCAGACUCAGAGCUCCGUGAAGAGGUCGACACAAUGAUGCUUGCCGGAAAUGACACAACCUCCAACGUAAUCAGUUCCGUCAUGUUAAUGCUGGCUUUGCAUCCGGAUGUACAGGAGAAAGCGUAUCUCGAGCUUCGUGAAAUUUAUGGAAGCAGCGAUCCUGAGGACCGCAACGUGACACACGAUGACUUAGAGCGUAUGGAAUAUUUGGAAUACGUAAUCAAAGAGUCGUUGCGUGUAAUUCCAAUCGCAUCGUUGAUCUCUCGCACAUUAAGUGACGACUUGGACAUGGGUGAAUAUACUCUGCCGAAAGGAAGUUUGGCUGUUAUCGACAUUCUGACCAUGCAUAGAAACGAGGAAAUCUGGCCGGACCCGCUCAAGUUUGAUCCGGAUCGAUUUUUGCCAGAAGAAGCGGCUAAGCGUCAUGCUUAUAGCUACAUACCAUUCAGUGCGGGGCCGAGAAACUGCAUCGGCUUCAGGUUUGCCAUGAUGGAAAUGAAAACAGUCUUGGCAACAAUCCUCCGGAGAUACAUCAUUAAGAAAGAUAAAUUUGUACCGCUAGUUGACAUCAAGUUGAAAAUGGACGGUCUGACCAAACCAGUUGAACCAAUCAUGUUGCGAAUAGAAGAGCGAUUGUGAAUUAUCAUGAACCGCAAAUUGGGCUACGCCUAUUUGCGGUAUAUUCAAUGUAACCAUACAUCUGCUAUUCAAAAGACAAUGUUAUGUAUACCGAAUAUACGCCAUAAUAAUAUCGCGUCUAGCAUCAAUGUUGAUUGCUGUUGUAUGUUCCAACGAUAUCAUUUAAAUUCAUAUAUUCUGAUCCUUAACUUUUUCACUUAGAUAUGUCAAUGGCUAUUCGUUCUUCAUCGGCUACUUAUGGAUGCUUUAUGAUGUAACAUUAUGAACCCUCAUUAGUGUGAAAAACACACUUAACACUUAUAAGGAUUAAUGGAAAUAAAAAUUUUUCAACGAAGCUUUCGAUGUUGAUCGAACGAAGAUAAUGCUCAAGCAGCCGCAUGCAAAUUGAGCCAAUGCACUAGCCGCUGUAGUGAUAAUUGACUUCCAUGCUGCAUAUUCAUGAUAUUGUUUUAUUGGUUGGAAUCUAUACGGCAAUCGAUGCUGUUGUUUACAACUAGAUCUUGUCAUUAUGAAUUAAUUCCAUCAUAUUUCCCAAACUAAAUGCAAGCCCAUAUUCGUUCUAGCAUAAAAGUUUCCUUUUUUUUACGAAGCAUUUACUAACCAACAGUGAUUUUACUAAUCCGGAGAUUAUCGGACGAGUAAUUUUUCGUGAGCAAAUUACGAUUCUGUAAAGUGUCUUUUUUGCAACGCUUUACGAUGUACUAGAAGUAAAUUCAACUGAAAAGUAAGUGUCAAGGUUAGGUCGAGAUAGUCUGGAAUGUCCCAUUUGUAUUCAAGGUUGACCUUACUUCCUUCCUAAUUGAUUAUUUAAGUUUCGCAAUUGCGCAAUGAUCUAAUUUGGCUGAGCUUCAAUCGUCAAAUCAUCGCUUGUCUCAUCCUGUACUCCACAUUGGAAGAAAAAAGACCAAUGAACUGGAUCAGUAUCGGUUAAAAAUCACGUGUCUAAUGGUGUAAGGACGUAUGAGCUAUUAAACGAUCUUUUACUACGCACAAAGGUGAAAAGGCGUAUUUUUUACCCCUUUGUAUUGACGCGAAAAACGUGAGGACGCAUUCAAAAACAUUAAAAUUAAAAAGUAAAUCAUUUAAUAGUAAAGGGUCGUAAGUACUGUCGGUUACGCCUUUCAAAGUGCUCAUAAAGACGCGUUCCACACCUUGAAAACGCGAGGAUGU